AGACAUAGAGAGUGACACAGAGAGAGAUAUUGAGGGGAAGUCAGGAAAGAAAGCAGGAAAGAGAAAGUCAAAGAGAGGGGUGAAAGUUAGAGGGGGGGGGAGAGAAAGACAGAGCGAACGAGAACGCGAAAGAAGUGAGUGAAUGAGAGGAAACAGAAAUGGCGUGUGUUGGCACCGUGACCAGACUCCUCCAGGACUCAACUGGAUUGGGCUGCUUCAAGCUCCUCUCAUCCAAUAAGGACUCACCAUUCUAAGCCCUGCCAGUGACCACCGCCAAUCAUCAGCUUUCAGGAAGUGUCCUGACCUGGGUGAUGUGAUGAAUAAGUUUGAGGUGCUUGGCAUUGUCGGGGAGGGGGCAUAUGGAGUGGUGCUCAAAUGCAGGCACAAGGAGACCAAUGAGCUGGUUGCCAUCAAGAAGUUUAAAGACAGCGAAGAGAAUGAGGAGGUGAAGGAGACCACCCUGAGAGAGCUGAAGAUGCUGAGGACUCUGAAGCAGGACAACAUCGUGGAGCUCAGGGAGGCUUUCCGCAGGAGGGGGAAGCUCUACCUGGUCUUUGAAUACGUGGAGAGGAACAUGCUGGAGCUGCUGGAGGAGCUGCCUAACGGAGCUCCACCCGAGAAGGUACGCAGCUACAUCUACCAGCUCAUCAAGGCCAUCCACUGGUGCCACAAGAACGAGAUCGUACACAGAGACAUCAAACCGGAGAAUCUCCUUAUUAGCUCAGAAGACGUCCUCAAACUGUGUGAUUUUGGUUUUGCGCGUAACCUAUCAGAGGGAACGGAUGCCAACUACACAGAGUAUGUGGCCACUAGAUGGUACCGCUCACCUGAACUCCUGCUCGGCGCCCCCUAUGGGAAGGCAGUGGACAUGUGGUCGGUGGGCUGUAUCCUGGGGGAGCUGAGUGACGGCCAGCCUCUGUUCCCAGGAGAGAGUGAGAUCGACCAGCUCUUCACCAUCCAGAAGGUUCUUGGCCCUCUGCCUCAGGAGCAGAUGAAGCUGUUCUACAACAACCCUCGUUUUCACGGACUCAGGUUCCCAGCAGCCAAUCACCCCACCACUCUGGAGAGACGCUACAUGGGCAUCUUGAGUGGUCUGAUGUUGGACCUCAUGAAGAACCUGCUGCUGUUGAACGCCCCGGAGCGCUACCUAACGGAGCAGAGCCUCAACCACCCGGUGUUCCUGCCCCUUCGUCAGCUGGAGAGACCCGCCCCGCCCUCGCCCAACCCCUCCCGCUCCGCCAAGAGGAAGACCCACCACCACGGGGAGAACACGGUCCCCACCAGGAGUCAUGCCAGUAAAUCCUCAGGUCAUCGUCGCACCGGCAGUAAGGAGUGCUCCAGCCUCCCUCGUCACGGCGACCUUCACCUUGGCAACGACAGCUUCCUCAACGGCAACAAGCCAGUCUCCUCCAGUCUAAGUCCAACCCUUCAUGCCAAGAACUACAAUACUCAUACUUUCACCUCAACCCUCAGCCCCACCCUCCAUCAUAAGAACUACGUUACCCAGACCCUCAACCGAUCCACUUCCUAUAGCAAGGAUCUGUCCAAUCACAACCUUCCACACCUCCUCAGCCCCAGGGAAACCAAGGGCAAGACAGUGUUUGACUUCAACCUGGGUGCUCCAUUACCGGGUGUUCCCAAGGCGACGGACCCCUCAGGUCCUGGAGGAGGAGGAGGAGGAGUGAAGUACCCGACCAAGUCCUCGUCCUCCCGCUCCUCCUCCUCCUCUCAGCCGGCCGCCCGUCACCCAGCCUCCUUCCUGGAGGGGAAGACCGGCACCCUGCAGUCCGGGGGGGACAAACAGCACGGGCGCCACGGCAACCACGCCGGCAACCACGCCGGCAACCACGGCAACCUGGACUCGGCCCACGGCUCCAUGUCGUCGUCCUCCAAGAGCUCCGCCUCCUACCUGAGCCUGUCCAAGAGCCACAGCGCCCUGAGCGACGCCGCCGCCUCCACCGGCGCCGCCAAGUCUGUCGGUAACCUUAGCGACCCCAGGCUGCACCCUGACGACCCGUCGGUGGCCAUCGCCGCCGGCGCCGGGACGACAGGGGGGAGGUUUUUCCCCGCCAGCUGCAUGGACCUCAACGCCCCCCAAGGACCCCCCCCGGGGAGUCCCUCGGGUCGCCAUGGAGACCGGUCGGGCCACAGCCCCUCCUCUAGGGGGGGAGGCCCCCGGAUGGAGAGCAGCACGCUGGACUCGUCCGCCCGACGCACGCGCCACAAGACCACCGCCCACGAGGACGCCAAGGCUCCAGAGCUGCUGGACCCGGGGGGCCCCCACACCCUCCCCUCCCCCCACGAGUCCUACCCCUACGGCCUGGGCUACACCUCGCCGUUCUCCUCCCAGCAGCGGCCGCACCGCCACUCCAUGUACGUGCGGCGGGAGCGCCAGCGGCCCCACGGCGGGGGAGGAGGAGGGGGGGGAGGAGGAGGCGGUGGGGCCGAGGGGACCCCGGGGGGCCUGGUGGUGGGGCAGGGCGUGCCCACCCGGGCCAGCAGCCUCCAGCUCCUCUCUCCUCAGCUCCAGCACCGAACACUCACCAGGCACUCUGGGGGCUCCUCCAGGGAGGACUGCACUGAGGACAUGAGCAGGGGCGAGCAGCCCCCCCCCAAAGAGAUGACCCCCCACCCUCGAGCCCUCGUCAAGGACCCCUCCAGGGACAGCUCUUCUGCCUUUCACACACAGCUCUCUAAGAACGAGGUGGGGAUGUACCACGAGCCCCACUUGGAGGACGGUGUUCCGUCGAAAGAGAACUGCAUGAUCUUCACUGACUCCAUGCCUCGCAGGGUCGGCAGCUUCUACAGAGUCCCCUCCCCCAGACCAGAUAACUCCUCCUUUCACGAUGGCGCAGGCCAAAGCAGAGGAGCCGCCGUCUCGGGAGACGCCAUUGCCAUGGGCAACCACUCGAAACGGCAGACAGCUUUCGAAUGGGCCACCCCGGAGGCUGUAGUCCUGCCCCCCCCAGAGCCCCCCAAAGAGAAGGAGAGACAAGGCUUCUUCAGAGCAAUAAAAAAGAAGAAGAAGAAGUCUCAAACGAGAGAUGUGGACGAGAGCAGGACCCACAGCUUCAGGAGGAGUAUCUUCCCUCUCUUCUCCUCCAGGAGCAGCAUAAAGCACAACGCUUCCAUCCUGCCUGCUCCCAUGGUUCCUGGUGACGGCGCGGACCACUUGGCUGCUCAGAGGGGGGUCAAGUCCUCUUCUCACCACAGCGGUCGGCAUAAGAACCGCGAGCGGUCACGGGACAGAGACCGCGAACGAGAGCAGAGCCGAGAUCGGGACCGUGACCGAGAGAGGGAACGAGAGAGAGAGAGGGAGAGAGAUAGAGAAAGGGAGCGGGAGCGGGGGAGAGAGAGAGAGCGAGUCAGCGACUGGCCACCCGAGAAACAAGUCGGCACACACUCUCAGAACCAACCACUGAAGUCCCUUCGCCGCCUCUUGCACCUAUCCCCUACCUCCUCCAGCCAAGCCCUGCCUCCAGCCCCGCCCCCAGACCUGCGCUUCCAGCCGCCCCUCCCCAGCCAGGCUCCUCCCCCUCCCCCUGCCCGGCCCAAUGAGGGGCGGAGCCACCAGAGCAGUGGCUCUGCCCAGGGGAAGAGCAGAAAGCCCAGCUAUCCAGUCCCGGGGGCGAUGGAGUCCAGCUGGCACGUGUCAGCGAUGCAGAGGGGGGAGGGGGCCUCCUACCCCCCAGAGCAGUUGGGAAUCAAGCCGGGGCCGAACGGACCCACCUUCACCAGAGCCUCCAGAACCAGGAUACCCAACCUCAACGACCUGAAGGAGACAGCACUGUAGGAGAGCCGGGCAGCGAUCCCUGGUUCACCUCCUGGACACUGGGAGGCUGUGUCAGAAUAGCCUAGCGAGGGAGACAGAGACAGGGCUACUGUUCUCUCUGCUGCCCCCAUGUGGUUUCAGGAUGCUACUGCACCACCGGGCAGAACGGCUUGGGCCACCAACCACGUUUUACUCUUUUGAAACCCCCAUUUGAUAGAAUUUAUAUGGAUGAUAUUUAUGAGAUUAUUUUAUUUCGUUUAAUCUAAAAGGUCCUGAACUAUGAAUGAUCUGUACAUGGAAAAAAGUAUUAUAGAAUGAAAACAUGUGAGAGCUUUAGUUUCUACUCAAAAAUAUAUGAACAUAGACAUUCUACCUGUCAAUAUUUAGGUUCAAUAUUUAAGUCAAUAUUUCCUUAUGAAUAUUUAAACGUGGACGUCUUUUUUUGGUUCUUCAGAAUUUAGAAUAUUGUUAUUUGUUGCAGUACAUACUUAUCGAUUGGAUUUCCUUUUGAUCUCACCUAAUUGAUUUGUGUUUGUGUGCGUGGAGAUGCAUGGACAAGAAGCAUCUCAGCAACAAGGUUAUACUACCCAUCAUCUUCAUUGGCAGCAGCACCAUCUUCAUCAAUGCCAUGGCACAUUCGACCAUUACCUGUUCUACUGACGCAGUCUAGAUUCCAGCAUUAAUUGUUCUCCUGAAACCCCAUCAUUGAGCCAAGGCAGAGUCAGUCCUUGGCUGAGCCCAUUUGACAGGUUGGCCCCAUGCUGAGGCCCCAUGCUGUUUCGGCUGUAGUCCACUUUCACUGUUGAGUACUCAGUUUCCCAGCAGACCCUGCGGCAAGGCUGCAGAGGGCCAGGCUGUAGGCAGGAAGUGGCACGGUGACUUUGCCUCAGGGCUCUCAAGGGUGCCAAGUAGGGUUUUUACUCCCACCAGCAGCCUAAAGCUAAUUUCAGUGUGUGUGUGUGCUCUUCAGUGUGUGUGAGAGGUGUUGUAGGUUUGUAUGUGCGCGUGUGCGUGUGCGUGUGUGUGUGUGUGUGUGUGUGGGAGCCCUAACUGCUACAGUAUGUAGUAUGAGUAACACCACAAUGCCAUAGCUAAUGGAUGUCUGCGACCGCUGAAUGUCUUCCCCUGAAAACCACGGAAUUAUAAUAUCCAACAUUUCAACUGUACCAAACACUCAUCAUCAUAGCACACAUGACCAUCCUUUAUUGAUCCUAUUUAUUUAUUUAUAUAUUUUGUGUCUGUGUAAAUAAGAAUUAAAGUGUGGUGUAAGAUAUUCCCUGUGCCUG
Hypomesus transpacificus is the source of this 5058-nucleotide messenger RNA. It is a transcript of the gene cdkl5, whose product is annotated as cyclin-dependent kinase-like 5. The record is from RefSeq and is a predicted model, not a curated record. Lineage: Eukaryota; Metazoa; Chordata; Actinopteri; Osmeriformes; Osmeridae. The transcript is spliced from 20 exons. Gene Ontology annotation, molecular function: protein kinase activity; ATP binding. Gene Ontology annotation, biological process: positive regulation of axon extension; regulation of dendrite development; protein phosphorylation. Gene Ontology annotation, cellular component: dendrite cytoplasm; nucleus. Bases 317 to 3793 code for a protein of 1158 amino acids.